Molecule: messenger RNA, 976 nt
Organism: Erigeron canadensis
Lineage: Eukaryota; Viridiplantae; Streptophyta; Magnoliopsida; Asterales; Asteraceae
Product: formin-like protein 18
Exons: 1
Coding region: 200-667 (155 amino acids)
Source: RefSeq, a predicted model, not a curated record
CCCACCAACUUAGACAACAAACACCCCCCCAUAAUAACAUACAUAAAUCACACACACUUUAAGUCCUCUUCACUCCAAAUACUCCUUAACCAAAUAACCAUCAUCCACCACCACCAAAUAAUCACUCAAUUUUAUUUUUUCCUUUACAUCAACACCCAAAAUACUUUUACAUUUUUCCUGUUGUAUUCAGCAUCAAAACAUGUCUACCAAAUUCCGAAUCAUGGUAUUCUUGAUCGUCGCAGUAAUCGCGACGAUCAUCCCAUCACCUAUCAAGGCAAAGAACCCAAGAAAGCUCGAUGAAAACGGUGAAGUUAAGUGUGGUAGUUGUCCUUGUGGCACAACUUGCUAUACUAGUCCACCACCACCAAUACCAAUACCAUCACCACCACCACCAUCACCACCACCACCAUCUCCGCCACCACCCAAGAAACCAUCUAGUCCAAAGUGCCCACCACCACCACAUGGCGGCGGCGGCGGCGGAGGAGGAGGCGGAGGCGGUGGAAGUGGGCAAUCGCCAGAUUUUAGUUAUGUUACUGGUCCACCAGGAGACUUGUAUCCAGUUGUGCAAAGUGUAUCGGCGGCUGAUAGUAAUAAUAAGAGAUUUGCGGUGGCGCCAGCGAGUAUGGUGGUGUUUUGGUUAUUAAUUGGCAUGUUGGCUUUUUGGUGAAUUAUAUAUAUAGAAUUUAUAUAUUACAAAGUUCGUUUUUUAUGUGUAAAGAAAAAAAGGUUGGAAUUAGAAUCAGAUUCUAUCAAGAUGAAAAGAGCAAUCUUUUUUGUGAUCGAUCAUAAAAAAAGGUGGUAGUAGCAUUUAAUUUGACUACUUUUUUAUUUUAUUUGUAUACGAAUUUUUUUCUUGAAUAAAUCUUUAAAUUCAUCUUUUAUGUUGUUCAUGUACGUACAUUCAUAGUUUUACAUAUAUUACAUAGAUGUAUAUAUCUGUGUAUACGUAUAAUAAUCUAAGCCACUAUAGUUAUAA